AUAGUCUAUAAACUUCCACUCCACUACCACUGCUGCUUCUCACACACUACAGAGUGUGCAAAAAUGUGAAAAUUCACACCCAAAACUAAAAGAAUUAACCACCACAAAAUGGCUACCGCCGCCGCCUUCUCCCUCCGCGCUCUCCUCCUCUUAUCCUUCACCCUCCGCCCCUUAGCCUCCACCCCCCAACCCCGCCGCAUUCUCCACCAGCCCCUUCUCCCCCAGGAGUCCUCCCCCCCAUCCCCGCCCCCCGCCCCCACGCCCCCACAAUACCCCUUCACCUCUUCCGCCCCCGAAAGCUCCACCUCCCCUUUCUUCCAAUCCUACCCCUCCCCCCCUCCGCCUCCCGGCCCCGCCUCCUUCGCCUCCUUCCCCGCCAACAUCUCCUCCCUCACCGUCGCCGCCCCCUCCAAACCCAGCUCCAGCUCCUCCAAGCUCAUCAUCGCCGCCGUCGCUGCCGUCGUCGCCGCCAUCACCGUCGUUUCCCUCGCCGUCUUCCUCCACCUCCGCCACCGCACUGCCUCCCGCCGAUCGUCCUCCUUCGAUCAAUCGAAACCCCAAAACUCCGAUACCAGCAGCGUGGUUUCGUUCAAUCAGGCUCCGAAUCGGCACCAUAUUCCGAAGCUCCAGAGACCUUCACAAUCCAGCGCGGAGUUCCUCUACCUGGGCACUUUGGUCAAUUCACAUGCCCCCGCCCCCGCCCCCGCCGCCGCAGCUACAAUCAACUUCAGUAAUGCUGCUAAUCCGCGGAAAUUGGACUCGCCGGAGCUCCGCCCGUUGCCGCCGCUGAACAUGCAGCGGCAGAACUUUGGUAACAGUGCCGAAGUUAUUUCGAGUAAGGAUGAUGAGAGCGAAGAGUUUUACUCUCCUAAAGGUUCCAUUAAUGGCAGAGACAGCUCGAUCGGCGCCGGAUCAGCUUCUAGAAGAACUUUUCCCGUCGUGGAAGUCGAGGAUUUCAAUGGCUCCACUUCAAAUUCUUCCUCUACUUACUCUUCUUCCCUCCCUGGAUCGGGUUCUCCGGCGCGGUCUGCGUCCUUCACCCUUUCUCCGGCGAAUAAUCAGACCCCGAUAAAUUCGAUGCCUAAAUCGCCGGACUUAAUCGAGAUUCAAACUGUUGCUCCCUUGCCUCCGCAAAUGCCGUCGCCACCGGAGGAGCUGGGUUCGGUGCUUCAGGAAUCUGCAUCGCCAUCGAGCUCAUCUUCACCGGAAAGGCAUUCGACGAGGAGCGGUGAAAUUUCUCCGAGAGAUUCAAGUGUUUUAGAUCAGAAUUCGGAAUCUCCGGCAAUAAUCAGUAGCCCUGUCCAGCAUAACACCACUGGUGAUCCAGCACCGCCGGAAACACGGGGUUUGGAGCUUCAGGCCUCGCCGUCGCCGCUAACUUCAUCUUCACCUGAAUCGUCGCCGAGGGAUUCUAAUGCUUCGGAUCGGAAUGUGGAAUCUCCUUCAAGAAGUAACAGCACUCUCCAGCUUGAGCUGCAUAACACUAAUGAUAUCCCGACCUCGCCGGAGCUUCUGGAAUUUGCGACGCCGUUGGCACUGAGUUCAUCGCCGAGGAAUUCGAAUGUCUCGGAUCAGAAUUCGGAAUCUCCAGUGCGAGAUAGCAGUCUUCUCGAGCAAACUAUUCCGGUUCCACCGCAAAUACGAGGUCUAAUUGCUCCAGAAUCUUCACCGCCAUCACCGUCAGGUUCAUUAUCGCCGGAAAGAUGUUCGACGAAGAGUGCGGAAUCAUCGCCAAGAAACUCAAACGUUUCAGAUCAGUUUGCGGAAUCUCCGGUGAGAAGUAACAACCCUGUCCAUAACAACUCCGCUGUAGCUCCACCACCGCCGACGGAAUCUGCAUCUGCGCUUAUGCCGAACUUUAACGUUUGGAAUUGGAAUGUGGAAUCUCCGGUGAGAAACAGCAGCCCUCAGCAACUGAGCACGGCUGAAGUGCCAACAGCGCCGGAGAUACGAUCGGAAUCCACAUUGCCUUUGUCCCCGGUUUCACUCUCACCGGAAAAUUGCUUGAGGGGAAGAGAGGAAUCAUCUCCGAGGAAUUCGGAUGUUUCCGAUCAUAUAGGAAUCAUCAGUUCUGAACCGCACAACUCAACUGCAGUUCCAACAGCAACGGAGAUGGAAGCCAUAAUUUUACCGGAAUCUGCAUCGCAUUUGGCCCAGGGUUCAUACUCUCCGGGAUUAUACAUGAGUAAUGAGGAAUCAUCGCCGAGAAAUUCAAAUAUUUCUGACCAGAACGUGGAAUCUGUGGUGGGAAUUAUAUACCCUGCAAUGCACAAUUCCGAUGCGAUUCCGGCAUCACCGGUGAUAGAAGCUUCGUUGUUGCCGGAAUGUGCACCCCCGGUUGCCUUCAGUCCACCGUCUCCGGUGAGAUAUUUGAGUAGUGAGGAAUCAUCGCCCAGGAAUUCAAAUGUCUCUGAUCAGAACGUGGAAUCUCCAAUGGGAAUCAGCAGCCCUGCAAAGCACGAUUCCGACGAAAUUCCGACAUCACUGAAUAUGGAAGCUUUAAUGUUGCCGGAAUCUGCAUCACUGUCACCACUGGACUCACCUGCCCCAGAUAAUCUGUCCGGGAAAAAUGAGGACACAUCGCCUAGAAUCUCAAACGCUUCCGAUCAAGAUGUUGAAUCUCCGGUGAUGCAAGAUUUGGUGUUAUCUUCACAGAAUGUGGUGUCUCCGGCGAGAAUCAACAGCCCCGAACUGCAUAAACUGCAGCCGCCUUCGCCCAUGAGCCCAUCAUCGCCGGAGAGACACCGGAGGGAAAGUGAAGAAUCACUAUCUACCAUUUUGAAUGAUUUUGAUCGGAAAAUGGAAUCUCGUCCACCAUAUAUCCCUGUUCUCCUGGCAUCUCUUGCGCCUCCUGCGCCGCCUGUUUCAGUCAUCCCUCCGCCUCCACCUCCGCCCCCUCCUCAGAGUAAAGCAUGGCUAAGCCCCACAACCCCAACUCCGGCAGCCAAGAAUCCUCUGCAGCCACCCGCCUUGAUCAAUCCACUAAAACCAAUUGGCUUCGAAGCUUCCACAUCGAUUUCUCCGAUGCAGCUGCCCUCUGAAAAUGAUGAAGAUGAGUUGAAUUCGAAACCAAAAUUGAAGGCAUUGCACUGGGAUAAAGUGAGAGCUAGUUCUGAUAGGGAGAUGGUGUGGGAUCAACUCAAAUGCAGUUCAUUCAAAUUGAAUGAGGAGAUGAUCGAGACGUUGUUUGUUGUCAACACUCCGAAACCAAAUCCAAAUGAAGCAACUAGAUGGCAAGUUCUCCCCCCUCCGGGCCAUGACAAUGGUGAUAAGGUUCUUGAUCCGAAGAAAUCGCAGAACAUUGCUAUCUUGUUGAAGGCACUCCAUGUUACUGUAGACGAAGUUUGCGAAGGCCUUUUGGAAGGCAAUGCUGAAAUUCUUGGGGCCGAACUUCUUGAGAGUCUGUUGAAGAUGGCUCCGAGCAAGGAAGAGGAGCGUAAGCUGCGAGAAUACAGAGACGAUUCCCCUAUCAAGCUUGGGGCCGCAGAGAGAUUCUUGAAGGCGGUUGUUGACAUACCUCAUGCUUUCAAAAGAGUUGAAGCAUUACUCUAUGCAUCCAAUUUCGAAUCCGAGGUUGACUACCUGAAAAAGUCAUUUGCAACUUUGGAGGCAGCUUGCGAGGAGUUGAGGACAAGUAGGAUGUUCCUGAAGCUUCUAGAAGCAGUGCUGAAGACCGGGAACCGGAUGAACGUGGGAACAAACCGCGGUGAUGCUCAUGCAUUCAAGCUCGACACUCUCCUCAAGCUCGUUGAUGUCAAGGGAGCAGAUGGGAAGACCACACUCCUGCAUUUUGUCGUGCAGGAGAUGAUAAGGAGCGAAGGUGCGCGUCUCUCUGGUGAGCAGCAGGUGGUGGAGGAAUGGUCGACAAACAAUGAUGCCAAAUGCAGGAAACUCGGCCUCCAAGUCGUUUCAGAGCUCAGUUUGGAGCUUUCCAGCGUGAAGAAAGCUGCUGUGAUGGAUGCAGAAGUGCUCAGCACCUACGUCGCCAAGCUUGCAAAAGGGAACGCGAAUGUGAAAGAGAUUCUUGAGUUGAAUCAAGCUGCAUCCAUGGAUGAAAGCAGCAACAAAUUCGCAGAGUUCAUGAACAGCUUCACCAAGAAUGCAGAAGAGGAAAUUUGCAGGAUUCAAGCACAAGAAAGCUUAGCUCUUUCUCUGGUGAAGGAGAUAACUGAGUACUUCCAUGGAAACUCUGCCAUGGAGGAGCCUCAUCCGUUCCGAAUCUUCAUGGUGGUCCGCGACUUCCUCACAGUCCUGGACCGCGUCUGCAAGGAAGUUGGGAUGAUCAAUGAGCGAACCAUCAUCAGCUCCGCCCACAAAUUUCCAGUCCCGGUUAAUCCGAUGCUGCAGCAGUCAACGGGGGCGUUUCAUAGGCGGCAGCACGCCUCCUCGGAUGAUGAGAGCCUUCCCCUCAAUGUUUAGGUGCGUAUGAGACAGAUUUUCGUGUUAGGCUUGUGGCUGUACAAAUGUUGUCCGUGGGGAGAGAAUUUGGGGGCUUUUGAGCAUGUUUGCAGUCUUAAUUUCUUAGAUAUUUGAUUUUUGAUAUUGUGUAGUUAUAACAUAUAGAUGAAUGAAAGGAAUAUUGGAUACCUUUGGUUCUUAUAGAUAUAUAUGUAUAUGAAGAAAAUGAGUUUUAUUA
Salvia miltiorrhiza (redroot sage) is the source of this 4636-nucleotide messenger RNA. Its product is annotated as formin-like protein 1. NCBI's taxonomy places the organism in Eukaryota, Viridiplantae, Streptophyta, Magnoliopsida, Lamiales, Lamiaceae. The record is from RefSeq and is a predicted model, not a curated record. Bases 109 to 4419 code for a protein of 1436 amino acids. Gene Ontology annotation, molecular function: actin filament binding. Gene Ontology annotation, biological process: actin cytoskeleton organization; actin nucleation. The transcript has 4 exons.